Molecule: messenger RNA, 621 nt
Organism: Papilio machaon (common yellow swallowtail)
Lineage: Eukaryota; Metazoa; Arthropoda; Insecta; Lepidoptera; Papilionidae
Product: chorion class A proteins Ld24-like
Exons: 2
Coding region: 55-603 (182 amino acids)
Biological process (GO): multicellular organism development; chorion-containing eggshell formation
Cellular component (GO): egg chorion
Molecular function (GO): structural constituent of egg chorion
Source: RefSeq, a predicted model, not a curated record
CUAACUUCGUUGAACGUUUUAAAUGCAUAUAAAAGUCGCAACUGAAAACGAUAAAUGUAUUCUUUCUUUAACUCUAUCCUAAAACACUCAAAAAUAAUGUCAACCACAACUCUUCUGUUUGUCUGCGCACAAAUAUGUGUUAUUCAGAUUGCAUGUGGGCAAUAUGUAGGUACUGGACUUGGAGUGGGCCUUGCCCCGACUAUUGGUGCCGAAUAUGAGCUCGGCUGCGGGCCCGCGCUCGCCGAAGAAGUGGCUUACGCUCCAGGCCUAGCCCCCAGUCUUCUCGGUCCUGGACCCUAUGGAUAUGGCCCCGCUGGUCCGGCAGCGUUUGCUGGCCCGAUGCCAUACGGUCCCGCCGCGGCGUACGGCGUAGGCCCGGCGUACGGCGUGGGCCCGGCGUACGGCGUCGGCCCCGCGUACGGCGGCGCCGGCGUGGGUGACGUGGCCGUCGCCGGAGAGAUGCCGGUCGCCGGCACCACUCUAGUUGCUGGGCAAGUGCCAAUCCUUGGAGCUGUGCAGUUCGCCGGCGAUGUGCCUGCUGGCGGUGUUGUUACUAUAGCUGGCCGGUGCGGUUGCGGUUGCGGUGCUCCUUACAUGUACUAAUAGAAUAUUUUAAAUAGA